GGAAGAGAGACCAACAGCAGUCUACAUGAUCAGUGAUUGCACCUCUAGGGUAUCAAACCACUUCGCUUUUCCCCUCCCGAGCCUCACCCCAGCGCAAGCAAGUAACGAUGAAAUUCCCGUUGUCGGCGUGUCCGUUCCAGCCAUUGGAGCUUACUGCCAGCGAGAAAGACACCAUUCAGUCGAUUUCUGAUGGCAUCCUGACCGAAACGAUGGCCGAAUAUGAACGAAUGCUCGUUCAUGGAAACGGUGUCCUAGAUACCGAACGCUGGAAACUCAUCAAGCGGAAGGAGAACCUUGCAGCCUACCAGGACCGUUGUGCACUUGCAGUGACGCUGCAGGCCUCCAACAGCACUACCAAGCCGACCGUAGAUACCGUUGAAGACCCAAUUUCACCACCACCACCACCGGCACCGACAGCUACGCUCGGCGUUUCUGCUAAGACGCCAAUCCAGCGAGUGCUGUGGCACGGCACCAUCAACUGCGACCUCGAUGAUCUCAUGCUCGGUGUUGUGAACCAGAAUGCAGAUAUGUGGAAGGUCAAGUCGUCCUAUGUCGAGGACAAUGGAUUGGACUACUUCCUGCUCGCCUCGAUCAAAGAACGCACCGUCGACAAGCCAUUCGAGGGCCUCCAGUUGAAGUGGACUGUGAAUGACUUGGGCCCGUUGAUGGCAAAGCCUAUCAUGCGUCCUCGCGAUUUCGUGUAUAUGGAAAGCACCGGUAUCACCCAGUCUCCAACUACUGGGGAACGCAUGGGUUAUCACAUUUGCCACUCCCUGGAGCUUCCUGGUGUUCCUGAGCUACCAAACUACAAGCUGGUGCGUGGUAAACUGGAGCUCUACCACAUCUUCCGCCAGAAAAGCAAGGGCGUUGUUGAAGUCUACGUUCGCGCGCUGUGCGACUUGCAGGGUGAGAUGCCGUCUACCAGUGUAUCUCUGUUCUCGGCUGAGGCGAUGUCCACGCUCACGCUUUCAGCUUUCUGUGCGGAGCGUCACAAGGUCAUGUGGUUGCUGCACACGAUGGAGCCGUGCGAGAGUGGCAAGCCGUCGCUAGAUCUCUGCAGCGUAUGUACUAAGGACCUCAGCAAGAGUCUGCUACCGUUCAUGAACAAGGCUUGCAGGAUCUGCUCGGGUCGAAUUUGUGCACGCUGCCGAAUCCCCAAGCGAAUCAGCUUCCUCAACCGACGCACACGAGGUGUCAUCAAGAAGAACAUCGACAUUUGCACACGCUGCGUCCACACAUCCGCACACAUGAGUGCGCUUACUGUCGCACAGGGAGAGCUCGCGCUCGAGAAUCCGACAGCUAUCUUUUAUGAAUCUGCGGUCACUCGAAGUAUGUCGUCGGUCUCUUCGGCUUCCUCGGGCUAGAUCUCAAUCUACUCGACCUCCGCCGUGGCAUCGCUAUGCUACAGCGAUGCAGGCCAUUUUGUUGAUAAGUAUGCACGCGCGACUCACUUAAAAAUGAAUCGGUGUCGUGUGAAUAUGUACGUGAUGUUAACACCAUAAAUGCAUGCAUCCAUUUGCUGUAUUAC
Molecule: messenger RNA, 1528 nt
Organism: Phytophthora nicotianae INRA-310
Lineage: Eukaryota; Oomycota; Peronosporomycetes; Peronosporales; Peronosporaceae
Exons: 1
Coding region: 108-1364 (418 amino acids)
Source: RefSeq, a predicted model, not a curated record